AUGGCGGACGUCGACAUGGGCGCAGACGCGCGGAGAGACGCCAACGGCAAGUCGGACUGGGCCGCGCGCUCCGUCGAGGGCUGGAUCAUCAUCGUCACAGGCCUCAAUGAGGAGUCGACGGAGGAGGACCUCCAGGACCUGUUUGGGGAGUAUGGCGACGUGCGCAACCUCUCCAUGGCAUUGAACCGGCGAACGGGUUACGUGAUGGGCUACGCGCUCAUCGAGUACGCGCGCAAGGAGGAGGCCGAGGCGGCGAUCAAGGAGACGGAUGGGACCGAGUUCCUCGAAAAGAAGAUCCACACCGACUUCGCCUUCGCCAAGGCCCCGGCCGGUGCUCGCGGAGGCCGUGGUGGGCCGCGCCGGCGCGACCGCUCGUUGAGCCCUGGGCGUCGGUAG
Messenger RNA from Cutaneotrichosporon cavernicola, 396 nucleotides. RefSeq lists its product as uncharacterized. The record is from RefSeq and is a predicted model, not a curated record. The coding region runs from base 1 to 396 and encodes 131 amino acids. The transcript has 6 exons. Gene Ontology annotation, cellular component: cytoplasm; nucleus; exon-exon junction complex. Lineage: Eukaryota; Fungi; Basidiomycota; Tremellomycetes; Trichosporonales; Trichosporonaceae. Gene Ontology annotation, biological process: RNA splicing. Gene Ontology annotation, molecular function: mRNA binding.